GAUGAUUCGCUACAACUCUCUGGUUCUGGAGCCUCCGGUGCAGCCGGCGACUUCGGCGCUGCGCGUCUCAGCUUGGGAUUCCACCAGGACUCUAGUCAUGGCCGUGCAGCACCGAUCCCUGCCAAUCUACGGCGUCCAGUUCCAUCCGGAGAGUGCCG
Messenger RNA from Symbiodinium sp. CCMP2456, 158 nucleotides. The record is from the annotation of a GenBank genome assembly. NCBI's taxonomy places the organism in Eukaryota, Dinophyceae, Suessiales, Symbiodiniaceae.